AACAAUUUAUAAUCAUCACUGAUCAACAGAAAGGUGACGUAUGAUAAGAAUGUUUAAUUCAUAUAUCCAUGUUUAUAUAUCGUAGCUGAGACAAUAGGUAUCAUCGGCACUUGAAAAGUGAAAACGGGUAUUUUUAAAAAGUAUUAAAAAGUAUAAUAUGGUCUAUUAGUUUCCUCCACGUUAAAAACGCCAUGUGGUCGGUCGGCCAACUGGAAUCGUCAAAUGAUGGAUUUAUUACUGCAAAAAUCCUUAGCAAAAGGUAGUGGUUAUCUACACAUUCAAUAUCAAUGGCUGAACAGUUGAAAACACCUCAGAACGGCGACGAGCUGCUGUGUUAUGUACACAAUGUUAAGCCAGUGCAAAAGUCUGGUAAAGUCAACUAUGUCACCUGCCAGCUUCAAACAAAGUCAUCAAUGGAGAAAGCAAUAUGUUUCUCGCCAGAAAAGGUUACCCCAUUGAAAGUAGCAAUGGCAAGUAAGAGCCCCAUUAAGAUGAAAAACUUUGACUAUAACACACAGUACAACAACUAUGUUAUAAAGAAAUCAACAAACAUUGAAAAUCCUGGGGUUUUGGAUUUUCAAAUCCAAGAUCUGGAAAAGAGCAGUGUGUUGAUCAAGGAUAUUAACACAAUUCCUCAAGGAGAAUUGAUCACUGUUAAAGCAAGUGUGGCUAAACUUGGUGGCAUCAAGGUUGUGGCAACAGCAGGUGGCCCUUUAAAGAAAGUUGAGGCUAUUUUGGUGGAUACAAGUGGCUCAAUUAAAGCUGUAUUUUGGGCUGAAUGGGUUAAUUCUAUCGAACUUGACCAAGUAUACACAUUUACAAAUCUAAGAGUUAGAGAGGAUGGCUAUACCAAAGAAAAAAUUGUUAACUCUGCAAAGCAAGAGUUUUCUGUUACACAGUCCACUCCAUUCACAUCUCCCCUAGCAGAAAUCGAGUUGUCAUUGUCUGAUCUAACAACCAAGACAGCUCGUGUAUCUGUAAUUGGCGUUAAAGCUGUCUCGAAGUAUUUCAUUUGCAGUUCGUGCAAGAAGAAAAUGGAAAAUCCAACCCAAAUUGUCAAAUGUCAGUCGUGUAAGCUGAUUCAGAAGCUCUCUACAUCAAAUAUUCAAUGGUUUAUCAAGUUGUUUGUUGUAGAUGAAAAAACAAAAGAUAAAUUCUAUUUAUCUGUGUUUCACCAUGAACUUGUGAAGCUGCUGGAGGUGAAUGAUAAUAAGACAACCACUGAAAGUGAAGAAGAUGAUAUUCUACUGGCCAUGUUGCAACUUGACACUUUAAAUGUCACUUAUAACAUUUCGGGCAAGUUGUUAGAUUUUAGUGUUUCCAAAGAAUGUUGAGUUUUAUUUAGAAUGUUCAGCAUUGUUCACAUGUUCCAAUUUACAUUAACUUUUUAUCAGUCGUACUCAUAGACUUGCACGGUUGCAUGAGUUGUUCAAGUUUGGGUUUUUGGGGGUUCUUGUAAUUAAUUUCAGAGUUGCUGUUAGAGCUGCCUGUUUAAAUGGCAUCUUGGUAUUGACUUUUUGACAUUCAUAUUAGUUCAGUUUAUAGGCUUAUCAUUGGGCACAUCACAUAUUGGGUUAUCAGUUUAUUAUAUUGUAAAAUGUGAUUUGUUGAUUACAUUGUUAAUUGUUGUCUUGUUAUACAAAUGCCAUCUUUGAAUGGAUCAGAAGCAAUCUGAGCACUCCCUCAGCUUACCCAUUGAUCUCUAUAUAGUAGUUUGGUGCAAUUUCUCCUCUUAUGUGCUUGGGUAUGAGGCACCACUACCCCCACUUCAAAAGCAACAGUUCCUUCAUUUCGUUGUCAACUGCCCAGGCGUGUUGUAUUGUUUUAAAUUGUUAUCUUGUUUAAAUCCCAUCGUAGUACAAUUAAUGACAAUGGAGAGGAACAUUGGCAUUUUUGGUGUACGGUAUAUAUUGAGAUUUAACCGUUUUGCAGGCUAGUGCAAGUACAAUGAAUUGUUGAAUUAUUUUAAAAUUGUCAAUUCCCACAAUGAUAUAAUGAAAGUAAAUUAACAUUCAGUUAUUCACUUCAGCUUCGUUAGUAUGUUUAUAUUUAACAGCAUCCAUUGCUACAUGCAUUAUUUCCUCGUAUUUUUUGGAUAGAUUCUUGCGUAUAUAAUAGCUUGAAAUAUCUGAAUAACGAAUAAUCUGAUAUCUUUGAGCCUUUUUGAACUUUACCAACACUUCAA
Molecule: messenger RNA, 2185 nt
Organism: Dendronephthya gigantea
Lineage: Eukaryota; Metazoa; Cnidaria; Anthozoa; Malacalcyonacea; Nephtheidae
Exons: 3
Coding region: 288-1334 (348 amino acids)
Source: RefSeq, a predicted model, not a curated record